CACAGAAUGUCAACGACAUGACAAUGGAGAUAUAUGCUCCUCAGCCUCUGGUGAGGCUGCCGCGGACCACUAAGGUGGGUGCUACCACUCAUUUUGGAAGUGUUUUUACGGUGCGCGAUGGAGUGAAGAGAAGAAGGAAAGAGAUUUGUGCGGCGACAGAUGGAGACUCUCUAAGCAUUUACGAGGCGCAAAAUGGGAACAUCUUGACCUCUUUCCCUGUGCCUCCAAACUCUUCGUUCUCUGGUCCACCAUGCUCGAUUCGCGUUACCGCAGACGGACAGCUACUUCGAAGAUCCUACUGUGCAAUAAAGUUGCAGUCUCUCCACAUCCAGCUUGUUGAAAGCCAUGAGAAAGACCAACAACAUAUCAAAUCGGUCAAGAGUCCCGAACUCCACGACCAGCAGAGCCCGUUGCUGCUCAUUGACGUACUCCCUCAUGCCGCAGACCAAGUCUUAGUCAUACAGCAAAAUGGAAACUUGACCACAUUUUCCACGGACUUGGGCAGAAAAUUAUCCGACCUUUCAUUGCGUGAUAGUGGACAGCUUAACAUUCAGGUCCUGGCCGUGCAACAUCUCACCCCAGCAGAGGCACGGAAAUCUGUGUUGAACCAAAGAUCUGACAUACUAAACGAAGCCAAGGCGCACACGUCUUACCUGGCUCUUGCAUACACUAAGGUCGUGACGGGCGAUGACGGUCGAAAACUUUUCUACGGUAUUUGGUCGAUUGAGACUGCUGAAUAUAAAGCUCGGCCGGAACGAAAGUCGAUUUUCCCCUUGUUGGAACAUGAGCUCGGUCCGGAAGGCAGUGCGAAUGACAGACAUUGCAAUCUUGGACACCUGGCUUCGCAUCUCUAUCUCAAAUCAGGGCCGACUUUCUCGACAUAUAAUCUUUCAGGUCUAGUACCAACACUGGCCUCUACCUUGCACACUGGUAUCAAUGGUGGCUAUGAAAUCAUGGCCAUCUCUCCUGCCUUCGCCAUCUGCUCUUUUCAGGAUAGUUUGCGACUUUAUGACCUCCGUUAUCAGUCGUUACGGCUACAAAUUGACGCGGAGCGAACGACAUUAAAACGAAAACGAAGCAGGAUGGCCGCAGAGGGUCAGAUCGGUCCUGUGGAGUUUGUGACCUACUUAUCCCAUUCAGCACGUAUUAUUGGGAGGCGUCGCCACUAUUUGGUUGCCAUCGACAUAUCAACGGCUGCCAAUUCCAAAAGGGAGUUACAAGCUGGAAGCAAGCUCAUCCAGAACAUUGGACUUGGCGUCGGCCUUCACGAUGAAGGGCGUCGGUUGGGUGGUAUUGUCCCGAAAUUGGCCAUCAGCGCUUCUGCAGGAAGUGCGGCAAUGAACAAGGACUGGCUGCCUGUACGGAGACGACUUGAUGAAUUGGCCCAAGCUGGCGAUGUGGCCGGAUUCGAGGAGGUCUUUGUGAAUGACAUUCGGUCAAGUUCGAUGCAAUCGUCCCUCCCUCAAAAUAUGGUCGACGAUCUACCUUCGAACCGCUUUCUCAUUCCGGACGUUAAAAUCAACUACCUACUAUGCAAAAUCUUCCAGAUAGUUUUGAGCCCCGACUCCUCAGGGACAGAUCAUCCUGCCGACAUGGGAGUCAAGGUCCAGGUACCAACGUUCAGAUUGAUUGCAUGGCUCUCAAGGCUAGGCUUAGUCUCUUACAAAGCAGUAAAACGAGCGAUGUCAGCCACCAACCCUGGCUCGAAGGAUGUGCUCUCAGCCAGCUCAAUUGUUCGCUCGCUUGUUGACGUCGACUCCAGUCUGAGUCUCCUCACAGAAUGUCUCGAGACUGGCUUCAGCCCAUACGUCGAAGAGCAAGCUGGUGCGGUGCAGGUGCUGUUGCAACAAGCACUCGCAUUGGUAGCGGAUGCGGCACAAGCACCAGCGUUGGAUGAAACGGAGCCUGAAGAGAGCGGGAAACAGGAAAUGCAGAUACAAGCAUUGGCCACGUCGACGUCUGAUCCAACGUGGCUGCCAUCUCGAUUGCAGCGAGCACUGAUCAUGUCGUUAGACAGGUUUGGAGCCGCUUCGGCGCCCACCAUAUCUACGACUCUGAGAGGUCUUUUCAGUCAGCGAGAAGUAUUGGCCCUAAUCCAGUUUCUACGGCAGCAGCUCUUCCAAGGCGGUCAUACUCGGUCCUUCCAGAGCGUUCAUUCGGAUACCGACAGUGCUAGCCUACCAGCGAUGAAGCUCGAUGCCAUUGUCAAGGUCCUGUCCAGCUGCAUCGACGCCAUCGGCCCUCUCGGUUUUAUUGGUGCUCUCGAAAACGAGGACUUCGUCGGCAACAUCAUUCCAGACCUCGUGACAGAGAUUACUCACGCAACACAGAGCCUAGAAGAUGCUGCUGAGUUACAGGGUACUCUCCGGGAGACACUCCGGUAUGAAGAAUCCAUAAGAAAGCACAAGAGUGCAGGAGGUCGCCUUCCAGUCGGAGGUCCUACUGCCGGUGUGAAUCAGUGUCCUGGAACGAUAGUGACAUUGUACUCGGAGGAUACUAAGGGAGACGACAAAUUCCAAGUUCGCGAUGGACUUCCCCUUUCUCUACGUGCGGAAAAUGUGGUUAAUCCUCUCAAAGCGAGAAAGGGCGGUGGGCCGGUGUCGAAGCGAAGUGUUCGACACAUGAACAUGAUGGAAAGCAUGAGUAAGGGGCAGUAUUCAUUUGAACGAUUGGUUUUGUAGCUAGCGGGCUGGAAAUAUCGAAUGCACUUGGGACAAUAUCCUCUUUCU
This is a messenger RNA of Exophiala xenobiotica, 2729 nucleotides long. RefSeq lists its product as uncharacterized. The record is from RefSeq and is a predicted model, not a curated record. Bases 18 to 2681 code for a protein of 887 amino acids. The transcript is spliced from 2 exons. NCBI's taxonomy places the organism in Eukaryota, Fungi, Ascomycota, Eurotiomycetes, Chaetothyriales, Herpotrichiellaceae.